This is a messenger RNA of Bursaphelenchus xylophilus (pine wood nematode), 432 nucleotides long. The record is from the annotation of a GenBank genome assembly. Lineage: Eukaryota; Metazoa; Nematoda; Chromadorea; Rhabditida; Aphelenchoididae.
AUGGACACACAGCCCGCUCCCUGCCCUCCGGCCCUUUCUGUUUUUUUCUUCCUCCAUUCCUCUCAGCGGCGGCUUCACAAACAGGGGGCCUCGAAAAGGCAAGCCCCUCUCGCGUUGUGUGCGAGGCCUUUUUUGGAAUGCAAAGGUGUCCAAAUUCCUUGUGCCCACAACUAUUUCCUCCUCCUCUCUCUCGGCUGGCGGGCCCCGAGGCUAGUUGGUGGCGAUUCUGGUGCCUGCGGCGGUCAACGGUCUCUUCUUGUGGAGCGGUCAGUCGGCCGGAUUCGGAGAUGUUUUUUUUCUGAGGAUUCUGAUGGCCAGAAGGCAGCGAAAAAGGGAGAGAAGAGGGAGAAAGAACAAAAGGAGAGACGACAACCGCUGGAAGGAAGUAAACAAGGUGUGAUGAGAAAAUUACAAGGUAAAAGAAGAUUGUAA